Ooceraea biroi (clonal raider ant) is the source of this 1838-nucleotide messenger RNA. Its product is annotated as leucine-rich repeat-containing protein 74B. Gene Ontology annotation, molecular function: protein binding. Lineage: Eukaryota; Metazoa; Arthropoda; Insecta; Hymenoptera; Formicidae. The record is from RefSeq and is a predicted model, not a curated record.
GUGCAGGUACAAGAGAAAAAGGAAGAGGGUGCAUCUGAGGAGACGCUGAUCACACCGGAAGACAAGAUUGAGGCAAUCGAUGAAGUAUCCACGGAGAGUUCGAUUCAUCCGUGUUUGCGGGAGAUAGAGAUCAGCGAUUCCCAACUAAAAUUAGUGAACCCGUACACGGUGUAUCCGGUUCCGGAUGACCCCGGAUUGCUGCCAGCUUUUUGGGUGCUACAUGAACGACCACCAAUUUACAGUCCGGACGGCGUGCAGGCGUUCCAUGACGCAGUGAAACGUUGGGGCUUGAGAUCGAUCAGUUCAUUCAAGAACAUGCUUGUAACCGAUGAAGUAAAUUUGCGAUAUUAUGGAAUAGAAUCACGAACUAUGAGAGCGAUUUGCGAAGCUUUGACGAACAAUACUUUCGUACAGAAAGUAGAUCUCAAGGAUAAUAAGUUGUCUACAGAUGCAUGUAGAUAUCUAAAUGAUUUACUACUUAAAAACAACCAGAUAGUCAGUUUAUCAUUGUCAGGUUGUCGAAUUGGCGCGGCUGGCGCAGAAAAAUUACGUGAUGCAAUAUCGGCAAACAAAUGUCUGAAGAUGCUCGAUCUCAGCAAGUGUGAUCUUGGAAAUGAAGGCUUUGAACACAUAGCGAUUGCAUUAAUCGAUAAUGAAGACGUGGAAGACGUUAAUUUAUCGCACAAUCAAUUGGAUGAACCGUGUUCUGAAAAUUUACGAGAUCUUCUUGCGCGCUCGUAUACCUUAAAGCAUUUGGAUUUAUCUUGGAACUCCCUGUAUAGCGCUAAAACUUGGAAGACUCUCAUCCACGGAUUCGACAAGAACAAUACACUACUUUCUCUAAACUUAUCUUGGAAUUCGCUUGGAACAGAAUGCUUGCCCAAUUUGUGCAGAUUAUUAUCACGUUCGCAAAGUAUCGAGAAGUUGGAUUUCAGUUCAAACAGGUUUAUCGAAACGGAUGCUACAGCGAUUGCAAAAGCUUUGUCGAAAAAUAGAAUAUUGCAAGAAUUGUACAUGGGAAACAAUCCUAUCAAAGCGCAAGGAGCUUUGGUUCUUGUCCGUGCAAUCACUCCUCAGCUAUCGCCCAAUAGAGUUUUACGAAUUUUGGACUUGGAAAACGUUUGGGCAAAUAAAGAUAUUCUUCAAGAAUUGGAAACACUCGAGACGCUCAAACCAUGGGUCACGAUUAAGUUGGGUGGUAUUCUGAGCAAUUAUCAGCUUCUUGGACCUAACGUUAAAAGAAUACUUUUCGAGAGAGCAAACUACGAAGCAAUGGCACCAAAACAAAAAAGACGGCAACGUAAUUUUGGCCAUUUUGUAAUGUCGCUGAAAGAUAAAAUGAUUUCGCAAGGUAUGUACAUUUGACAACAAUUCUAUUUAGACUUUUUUAUUAAUGUUUUCCGAACUAAUGAAAAGUGAAACAACUCGUAUAUAUUUCAAAGGAUUUAAAAAAAACGUAUUUUUGUAGAAAAAUUUAUGGAACUAGUACGGAAGUUUAAGCUAAAGCUUUCGAAAUCGCUCAUCAAUGAAAUUAUGAACGUAUUCGAAGGACCGAAGAAUACUGUCGAUCAAGGAUUGUUAAAAUCAUCUUAUUUAAAAGAAUAUCCAGGAACAACACCGGCACCAGCAAAACCGCGGAAAAGGAUCAAAGCGACUAAAUAAAAAAAACUAAGGAAGAAAAAAUAAGGAAUAAAACAGAUGGAAAUAAGAAAGUCCAAAAAUAUAGCAACUGUCAUGCAAAAUAAAGGAAAAUCUCAUUUAUCUAAAAAUUCUUUAUGAAAUAACAAAAAUACACAUAUGUCCAAAAUAUAUACAGAAAUUUCAAAUAUAAUUAUUAA